AUGGAUCUGCACCAAAGUACCACAGUCCAGCUCCUGGAGAAACGGUGGUCCAGUGAGUCACCAUCUGGCUGCAGGAGACAUUAUAAUGCCAGGAAAAAACUGAAGCUAAUUCGAGUCAUUGGCCUUGUCAUGGGCCUGGUAGCUAUGAGCACUGUCCCUUUUUCAAUCAGUGCCUUUACUGAGACAGACACUCAGAGCAACACAGGAGAAGCCAGCGAUGUGAGUGGCCCUAGGGUAGCGCAGGGUCAUCAUCAAAGAACUCUCUUAGAUUACAAGAUUCAAGAUAACACUCCACAGCCACCUGCUUCUCAGGAAGACAAAACUGAGAACAGCACUGAUCAUGCCCAGGGAGACUACCCAAAGGACAUCUUUUCCCUGCAGGAGCGCAGGAAAGGUGCCGUCAUCCUCCAUGUCUGUGGGAUGAUCUACAUGUUCAUCGCCUUAGCCAUAGUCUGUGAUGAGUUCUUUGUUCCUUCCUUGACUGUCAUCACUGAAAAACUGGGCAUCUCUGAUGAUGUGGCUGGAGCCACCUUCAUGGCUGCAGGCGGGUCAGCCCCAGAACUUUUCACGUCUCUUAUAGGGGUCUUCAUUGCUCACAGCAAUGUUGGCAUAGGCACCAUCGUAGGUUCGGCAGUGUUCAAUAUUCUCUUUGUUAUUGGCAUGUGUGCUCUGUUUUCUAGAGAAAUCUUAAACCUGACGUGGUGGCCACUCUUUCGGGAUGUGUCCUUCUACAUCGUUGAUUUGAUCAUGUUGAUCAUAUUUUUCCUGGAUAACGUUAUCAUGUGGUGGGAAAGCUUACUCCUCCUAACAGCUUAUUUUGCCUAUGUGGUUUUCAUGAAGUUCAACGUCCAAGUAGAAAGAUGGGUGAAGCAAAUGAUAAAUCGCAAUAAAGUUGUCAAGGUGACAGCCCCAGAAGCCCAAGCAAAGUCAUCUACAGCUGGGGACAAGGAAGAGCCAGCUUUACCGGCUAAGCCGCGCCUCCAACGAGGUGGAAGUUCUGCCUCCCUCCACAACAGUCUCAUGAGGAAUAGCAUCUUCCAGCUCAUGAUACACACCCUUGACCCACUCGCUGAAGAACUUGGAUCAUAUGGAAAACUAAAAUAUUAUGACACAAUGACUGAAGAAGGGAGAUUCAGAGAAAAAGCUUCAAUUCUCCACAAGAUUGCCAAGAAGAAAUGCCAAGUGGAUGAGAAUGAGAGGCAGAACGGGGCUGCCAAUCAUGUGGAAAAAAUCGAACUCCCCAACAGCACGAGCACAGAGGUCGAAAUGACACCAUCAAGUGAGGCUUCGGAACCUGUGCAGAAUGGAAACCUCUCCCACAGCAUUGAAGCUACAGAUGCCCCGCCAGCCACAGAGACUGCUGAGGAAGAGGAUGACCAACCCCUCAGCCUGUCCUGGCCAUCCAACGCCCGCAAGCAGGUCACAUUCCUGAUCGUUCUUCCCAUCGUGUUCCCUCUCUGGAUCACUUUACCUGAUGUCCGAAAACCUGCUUCCAGGAAGUUCUUCCCUAUCACUUUCUUUGGCUCCAUCACUUGGAUUGCAGUUUUCUCUUACCUGAUGGUGUGGUGGGCACACCAGGUUGGAGAAACAAUCGGCAUUAGUGAAGAGAUCAUGGGUCUGACCAUCUUGGCGGCUGGGACCUCUAUCCCUGAUCUUAUCACCAGUGUCAUAGUGGCCAGAAAAGGGCUGGGGGACAUGGCUGUGUCCAGCUCUGUUGGAAGCAACAUCUUUGACAUCACCGUGGGGCUGCCCUUGCCCUGGCUCCUCUACACCAUCAUCCACAGAUUCAAGCCAGUGACUGUCAGCAGCAAUGGCCUCUUCUGUGCUAUCGUCCUUCUCUUCAUCAUGCUGCUGUUUGUCAUUCUCUCCAUUGCCCUCUGCAAAUGGCGAAUGAACAAAAUACUCGGUUUCAUCAUGUUUGGCCUCUACUUCGUGUUCCUGGUCGUCAGCGUCCUCCUGGAAGACAGAGUUCUCGAGUGCCCUGUCUCCAUCUAG
Messenger RNA from Cricetulus griseus (Chinese hamster), 1995 nucleotides. NCBI's taxonomy places the organism in Eukaryota, Metazoa, Chordata, Mammalia, Rodentia, Cricetidae. The record is from RefSeq and is a predicted model, not a curated record.